UGAUGAAUAGAGUCGCUGUCAGAUGCGUGGAAAGAGGACGGCUUGUUGAAGACAGGCAGCUGCAAGAGAAGAAGAGAGGAGAGCAGCCGCAGCAUGGCUCCUCCGCCAAGUUCCAUCCACUUCUGAAUCCGCAGAGCCGGAUGCCACGGAGAAGCAGCAGAACCACCACCGCGUCAUCCUGUUCUCAACGCUGUCGUGGUUUUCCUUGAUAUAUUUUGUUCUUUUUUCAUUUUUUAUAUGGAAGUCUGUGGGUACAGUUGUGGACGUGGAAACUUAAAGCAACUCCCCCGUGACCGUGCCAAAGGUUCUCUCAACACUUUUCCAGUUUCUGUAAAGUUGUGACGGAAGAAGGAAACGCUUUGUCCUAAUAAGGAGCCCAAGGGCCCCAUCAAGAUGGUGAACAGCCAAGCGUCAAGUGUCCCACCAGCUCCCAGGUCAUGUGCUGGAUGCGGGGGGAAAAUCGCAGACCGCUUCCUGCUUUUCUCCAUGGAGCGCUACUGGCACACACGCUGCCUUAAAUGUUCCUGCUGCCAGGCCCAGCUGGGGGACAUCGGCACCACCUGCUACAGCAAAGGGGGCAUGAUUCUGUGUCGCACUGACUACAUCAAGCUGUUUGGGGCGUGCAGUGCCUGUGGUCAGUCCAUCCCAGCAAACGAGAUGGUGAUGAGGGCACAGGGGAAUGUUUAUCACAUCAAGUGUUUCAGCUGUGCCACCUGUAGAAACCGACUAAUUCCCGGGGAUCGCUUCCAUUACAUCAACGGUACAAUCUUCUGUGAACAUGACAGGCCCGGUGCUGCUUUGCACAACAGCCACCUGGCCCCACUUCAGAGCAGCUCAGUGCUGACGGACCAGAAGGUAUGCUAAGUGGGAAGAAUCCAGAGCGACCUCAUCUCCUUCCCUUCUCAGCCUUCUCCUUCCCUCCAUGUAUUCCUUCGUCCACUGCGACUGUCGCUGUUGUACUUGUUGUUGGGGAGCCUCCAGUCUCACUUUUCCCAGCAAGGCUCCACUUUCUCCUGUAAGAGGUCUUCUCCCUCACUAUUUCAGAGGUUUUGUAUAGAACAGCAUCUCCAUUCUGUUAACACUCAAUGGCAAAGUGGUCUGUGUAAAGACUUGAGACUAUGUGGGGGCUGCAGUGGCAAAAAGUCUCCUUCAAGACUGAACAAAGCUGGAGGAAAAUUGUGACUCAGAAAAGCUGUAUAAAACUGCAGAGGGAACAAAAAACAUCACUGUAGAAGUGUGAUUGGCUGCUGUGAACUUACAGAAAGUGAUGGAACUACAUUUGCCAUGUCAUAUUAUUCCUCCUUUGUUUUUUUUUUUUUUUUUUAAUCUUUUUAGCUGGUCAUGAGAUCCAAGCACUGAGAAUGAUUUGUGUAACUGACAGUGAUCAAUUGUAGGGAGCCAUUAAAUGAUGUAAUCCAUGGCUGUAUGCGCCAUAAACGGCUCAUCCAUGCCUCAGACUGCACAAAGAUGUGCAAUAUUCCUGUAAUGGUUUUACUGUUUUCCUUCUGUACAGUUUCUCUAUCAGAUGCCUGUGUAAUGUGUUUAUGGGUGGUGAGGUGGGGUCUGUGGGUAUGAAAACAAAAAUCCUAUUAAAACAAUUUUCCUGUAACAUGUCACGAAGCGACCUGAGGUCAUUGCGGCAUUAGUGCGCCAUUGUGUUGCUUGGUACCUGGCAUGGUGGAUGUUUCUUUCCCGCUCUCUCUCUCGCCCUCUUUAGCCCUGUAUGGUGAAAACAUGCCUGAUUACCCCGAGGAAUGGAUUUAGGGGGCUUGAGCUCUGACCAUUUACAGAAACAAUUAAGCAUGAGCCCUGUAUCUGUGCUACUGGAGCUCCUGGGAGCUUGAUCUUAGGGCAUAUGCUGUGUGGCUGACUGGAUGGCUGCCUCUAAUAAAGCCUAAUCUGAAAGGGGCUAAUUAAAGGGGAGGGCCCCCAGCCCUGCCCCCAUCCCCAACAGCCAGGGCAUUUUAAACAAUCUGAUGUAUUUACUUUUUAUCUUGUUUCAAUUAGAGCUCCCACACAGCCCGGUUUGGUUGGUCACACAGCGCCUUUUGGUUUGUGCCACUCUGCAUGGCUUCUGAAAAUGAUUUCCAAGAACUGCACCUAAUUCGGCUUCAUGCCUUUCUUAUGCUGCGUGCAAAUGUUAAAGCCCCAGCAUACCAUCCAAGGUGGCGCCUUAAUCUUUGUGAUAGCGGCGGUAGAGCACGCUGCGUGCAGGAAACCAAGCGAUAGCAUCUGCUCUACUUUCACACCUUGCCUGGGUGUGCGGCUUGCCAUCAAACUUCCCUUUUAAUGCGCUUAGCUAUUUCAAACCGUCCCACUUGUCAUGGUCUAGGCUGAUGCUGCAUCAAUUAUUUAUUCCACGUCUGAUCAAGAAGCGUCACGCAAAUUCAUUAACGUAUGCAAAUGAUCACAAUUACAAUUAUCUUUGUAUCGCGACGGUAAAAAAAAUACAACCUCGGCACACUCCUGAGUCCCAACGCACCACAAGUUGCACUUUGCAUUCAAACUAAUCAAGCAUCAUCUGCCUUCUCCUAAUUAGCCCGACCGUUUUCACAUGCCAAUUAGCAGGUCUCAAGAAAAAGCUCUCUGCCAUGAGGCGUUAUCUUUUAUCAGAGCUUCUGCAGGUGUGUGGUUCACCAUGUAGCCUGUGUCAUAGGAAAGUGUUUAUUCAUGCUAAUUAAUCAUAUUAACACAUGCACGAGUGUAAUUGCCGAAGCUCCUUCACCUCACACUGUGUGAAGACUCGAGAAGAUGCCGGGGUAUUUUUAUGUGCUUAUGAUGAAGAAGAUGAAGACCAACGAAGCUUCCUUUUUUAUGCAUACCAUCCAACCUUCCUGAGAUGAAGAGCCAACAUCUUUGCCUUCCUUUGUGUGAGUGGAAGAGUAGUUUUGGUGAAGCAGGAGAUGACAGCACCUCUGUGAUUGGUUUGUCACUAAGCGUAAAUUAAAUUGUAAAAAAGAAACUUUGACUAACAAAUGUACCAAGGAAAAAAAAUCCCCAAGUGAAAUUUUCAACAUAAGGUCUUUAAUCUGAAUGUUUGUUGUGUUUAUAUAAUUAAAAUCAGUGGUCUGUAAGUUUUAUUGUGCCAUCUUGUAUAAAAGGUAAACUAGCUGGAAUGCUAACUUCUCAAUGUAAGACUCACAGAUCACCACUGAGGUCACCAAGAGGUCACCACUGAGGUAGCAGAGACUGAGAAAUGUUACUGCAAGUAAACAAAUUCCUUCCAGAUUUGUUUUACAUUAUUAUUCUUCUUUUGGGAAACGGUAAAGAUUCAGAGGUCAAGAACAAACUAUUAGAGGGCAGCCAGUUUGGUUAGUCUA
Poeciliopsis prolifica (blackstripe livebearer) is the source of this 3320-nucleotide messenger RNA. It is a transcript of the gene lmo4lb, whose product is annotated as LIM domain transcription factor LMO4. The coding region runs from base 394 to 864 and encodes 156 amino acids. NCBI's taxonomy places the organism in Eukaryota, Metazoa, Chordata, Actinopteri, Cyprinodontiformes, Poeciliidae. The transcript is spliced from 5 exons. The record is from RefSeq and is a predicted model, not a curated record.